CGGAUGGCGAUCGUACGGACAGGAUACCACGACGAACGGAACCUACGCCGGCUGCGAACGCGAAUCUGAAUACAACGAGGUAGAUCCUCCUCCGUAAAGCGAAAGCAAAAACCAACCAAACAAGCUAGCUAGAGCUAGCCAAGCCGCGGCGUGCCUCCGCUCCGGCCGGCCCGCCCCUGUCAGAGCCCCCACCGCCGCUGCCACCUCCGCCAGCCGUCACCCCAGGCGUUGGAUCGGGGCCCUCUCGAUCCGCGCCCGGCGAAUCCAGACGGACCCGCAUUGGGGUUGGGGCCCCUUCGAUCCGGCGCUUGGUGGGGGUUUGGCUGGGAGCUCCAGGCUGAGGGGACGGGGCGGGGGGACCUGAUCCUUCAUUCCGUUCGGAUUUCGCUUUUCCCCCGUGGGGUCUCGACUGCCGGAGGGGGAGGAGGACAUGGAUUUGGCGUCGGUCAACGAGGAGCUGGCCGAGAUCGACGGGCAGAUCGGCGAUAUCCUCCGCGUAUUGCAAAAUGGGUUCCAGAAGCUGGAGAAGAUCAAGGAUGCCAACCGCCGCAGCAGGCAGCUUGAAGAGCUUACUGAUAAGAUGCGAGACUGCAAGAGACUCAUCAAAGACUUCGAGCGAGUUAGCAAAGCUGAGGCUGAGCAUACUGAUCCAGCAACAGCAAAAAUGUUGCAUGACAGAAAGCAGUCGAUGAUCAAAGAAUUAAACUCCUACGUUGCUCUAAAGAAACAGCAGGCAAGUGAAAACAAGAGAAUCGAUCUUUUUGAUGGGCCAAGUGCUGAAGAUGGCUUUGGUGAAGAAAAUGUCCUGUUAGCAUCAAAUAUGACAAACCAGCAGUUAAUGGAUCAAGGCAAUCAACUAAUGGAUGAAACUGAUCAAGCUAUUGCACGAUCUAAGCAGACUGUCCAAGAAACCGUCAAUGUGGGCACAGAAACUGCAGCUGCUCUGAAAGCACAGACAGAACAAAUGAGCAGAGUUGUUAAUGAGUUGGAUUCCAUCCAUUUCUCCAUCAAAAAGGCAUCUCAAUUGGUGAAAGAAAUCGGUCGACAGGUUGCAACUGAUCGAUGCAUCAUGGCCAUGCUUUUUCUCAUUGUUGCUGGAGUCAUAGCUAUAAUAAUUGUUAAGAUUGUGAACCCACACAACAAGGACAUUCGCGACAUCCCUGGCUUGGCACCACCCGUCAGCAGGCGGCUGUUGCGAUAGAGGACAGGUGAAUUGCAUACCUGGUGUAAAAAUUGAUGUGGCGCGGCGCCUUGGCAAGCCCAUCUGUAUUCUACGUCUUGUAAAACGCUGCUCCAGUCAUGUGGUAUAUUGCUGUAAAACUUCUCAUGGGAUCCACUCCUACUCCUUGGCUACACACAGUGCGUAUAUGUUCCUCCUAGUUCGCCUUCCUGUUUUUGCAAAACUAACUCUGAACGGUGUUCUGUUAGAAUCAUGUGCACACAUGAUGGUUGAGAUGUGUCUAUGAUGUUCAUUGUGACGAACGAUUCUUAAAAAUCUCAUCGGCUUUAGUUGAAUUGAACACAUGGUUGAGUUGAGUUG
Zea mays is the source of this 1540-nucleotide messenger RNA. RefSeq lists its product as uncharacterized. Gene Ontology annotation, molecular function: SNAP receptor activity; SNARE binding. The record is from RefSeq and is marked provisional. The coding region runs from base 431 to 1201 and encodes 256 amino acids. The transcript has 10 exons. Gene Ontology annotation, cellular component: endoplasmic reticulum membrane; SNARE complex; Golgi apparatus. Lineage: Eukaryota; Viridiplantae; Streptophyta; Magnoliopsida; Poales; Poaceae. Gene Ontology annotation, biological process: vesicle fusion.